AUUUAAAAUGACGUAAUAAUUUCGCUUUUAGUUUUUGAUUUCAUUUUUUUUUUUGGAGAGAAGGUUGGAAAUAAAUUUUUAAAAUUUGCGUAUUGCUUAAAAAAAUAAAGAAAUUGGGUCUUAAAUUUAGGAAAGUUUAUUAAGGUGUGGACCUGUGGACAUUCUAAUCGUUAUUUGGUUUCCCUAUUAAGCUAUUGUUUCUUUUUUUUGUUAAAUUAUAAGGUGUCUGGUUUGAAGAAUUCUUUAAGAAAAAAGAAUGGCACCAAUAACGGAUGUUGAAGAUAUUGCGAAAAUGUCUCUAGGGAAUAUGCGGUGCACUCGAUGCGCUGAUGGUUUUGAAGCCAACGAAAAAAUUGUUAAUUCUAACGGAGAACUUUGGCAUACCCAAUGUUUUGUGUGCGCGCAAUGUUUUCGACCGUUUCAAGAUGGUAUUUUUUAUGAGUUUGAAGGUAGGAAAUACUGUGAAAGGGACUUUCAUGUACUUUUUGCACCGUGCUGCAAUAAAUGCGGAGAAUUUGUUAUUGGGAGAGUCAUCAAAGCAAUGGCAGCUAACUGGCAUCCACAUUGUUUCCGUUGUCAAAUGUGUGGAAAAGAAUUGGCUGAUGCUGGAUUUAUCAGAAAUCAGAAUCGCGCACUUUGCCAUGAAUGCAACGCCGCAGUAAAAGCUGUUGGAACAGGAAAAUAUGUUUGUCAAAAAUGCCAUGGUUUGAUCGAUGAUGAACCAUUAAGAUUUCGAGGAGAGGUUUAUCAUGGUUAUCAUUUUAAUUGUGCUAAUUGUGCAGUAGAGUUAGAUUCAACUGCCCGGGAAGUCAAGAGUCGACCGGGAUUUGCAGCUAACGAUAUGAAUGAAUUAUAUUGUUUGAGAUGUCAUGAUAAAAUGGGAAUACCAAUUUGUGGUGCGUGUCGCCGUCCUAUUGAAGAACGCGUGGUUACUGCACUUGGAAAACAUUGGCAUGUAGAGCAUUUUGUAUGUGCAAAAUGUGAGAAACCGUUUCUGGGUCAUCGCCACUAUGAAAAACGUGGCCUGGCCUAUUGUGAAACACAUUAUCAUCAACUAUUCGGCAAUCUUUGUUUUGUAUGCAAUCAAGUUAUAGCGGGAGAUGUAUUUACUGCUUUAAACAAAGCAUGGUGCGUUCAUCAUUUUGCCUGUUCUGUUUGCGAUACAAAGAUGAAUCAAAAAUCCAAAUUUUACGAAUAUGAUGAGAAACCAGUUUGCAAAAAAUGUUACGAGAAAUUUCCGAGUGAACUAAGACGUCGUCUACGUGUAGCUCAUGAAAACACAAUGAAAAAGAAUCCAGUUUAAUUAGAAACAUGUAUUUUUUUUUAAAAUACUUGCAGAUAAAAUAAAAUGUGCCUCAGAUAUUAAUUAAAUUUAAUAUCUAUUAAAUAAAUUUAUAAUUAUAGCCAAUAGUUUAUACUACUAACUUCAAUAUUAAAUGACUAUAUUUUUUUUUUUAAAUAAACUUCCUUUUAAGUGCCUUGUUGAAUAUACAUAAGUAAAAAGAAAGUUGCCUUACAUAAAUUAGCACAUUUUAUAAUGUAUUUCACUCGAAAAAAUAAUUUUUAUGUAAUAUUCGUUAUAAGUUUUACUAAAUUAAAAAAAAAUAGCAAAAUUAAUUUACGCUUAAUUUUUUUCAGUGUGCGUAUAUUUUAUGUCAAUUACUGUUUUUAAUUAUAAGUUUCAUGUUGCAGCUAAUCAAUAUUAAAUAUUUUUUAUUAGGUAAAAAUUUUGUAUUAAUUUUUUAACAAACUGCCGACAUAGCGAAAGUAUAUAUUUAGAAUUUUAUUGAAAAUUUUAUGAAAAAUAAAUCAAUUUUUAA
Messenger RNA from Condylostylus longicornis, 1820 nucleotides. It is a transcript of the gene stck, whose product is annotated as LIM and senescent cell antigen-like-containing domain protein 1. Gene Ontology annotation, cellular component: cell-cell junction; focal adhesion; cytoplasm. The transcript has 8 exons. Gene Ontology annotation, biological process: positive regulation of substrate adhesion-dependent cell spreading; cell-cell junction organization; cell-cell adhesion. NCBI's taxonomy places the organism in Eukaryota, Metazoa, Arthropoda, Insecta, Diptera, Dolichopodidae. Bases 257 to 1303 code for a protein of 348 amino acids. The record is from RefSeq and is a predicted model, not a curated record.